Clunio marinus is the source of this 216-nucleotide messenger RNA. NCBI's taxonomy places the organism in Eukaryota, Metazoa, Arthropoda, Insecta, Diptera, Chironomidae. The record is from the annotation of a GenBank genome assembly.
AUGUGUAAAUUAAAAAGUAAAAUUGAUAUACUUGCAAGAGCGAUACAGGGUGUUCUAACUUUAAUGAAAAAAGAAACACUGAUCACUAACACAAAUGUCGAAUAUCUCAAACAAAGCUAUUUCGAAGAUAAGGAGAGAGAGAAAGAGAGAGAUUUCGUUACUGUGGUACUUGCUGUAGUGGGUUGUUCUUGUAGCAUGAUUAUUGAAGCAAACUAA